Molecule: messenger RNA, 1394 nt
Organism: Thunnus maccoyii (southern bluefin tuna)
Lineage: Eukaryota; Metazoa; Chordata; Actinopteri; Scombriformes; Scombridae
Product: mesenteric estrogen-dependent adipogenesis protein-like
Exons: 5
Coding region: 312-965 (217 amino acids)
Source: RefSeq, a predicted model, not a curated record
CGGGGCACGAUUGCCCCAAAGGAUUACAUUACAGCCAGUUUCACUCUUGCUCAGUAACAUACUAGACCGAUUUCAAAAAUUGUUGUCCCCCAUUAGUCACUUAGAUAGAAAAAUAUGGGAAAAUGGGGUCCAAGUUGAAAAAUCCCGAAGUUUCCCUUUAAACUUUAUAACGCAGCUAGUUUCAGUGAAGCGUUUGAUUUUGGCAGGAGACCGGAACAUGUGUCGUUUGAACGUGUCUAACUUGACACUUGUUAGACGUUAUUAAAGCUGCAGACGUCAGUCAAGCAGUAAAAGCAGCUGCAGCAGAAGAAAUGCCUGACAUCAUGAUGACAAACGAAGUGUCCCACAGCAGGAUGAAGGUGACAGAAAUCGGAGAGUUUCUGAGAAAACCUCCGGCCGGUUUCUCCGUGGUGGCUCUCAGCUCGGGUUACCGAGUCCACAGCGAUCCGGAGAAGAGCCUAGUGCUCAUCGAUGACCUCCACUCCUGCAGAGGGAACAUAGUUUUCCACAAGUCGCUGGGAAGGAAAGUUAAAAUGCAUAAUUUAUGGGAAUACAGCAGCUUCAGAAAGAGUCUGCUGUCCAGGAGGAUCUAUCUGCUGAUGUCUGCCUGCGAGGAAAACUUUUCAUUGGCCAACAGAAAGGAAGCCAGAAACACCAGAGCGCUGAAGCAGUAUGUGGUGUCCAUCGAUGGCAACGAUCCUUUCAUUAAGUGGCAGAUGGAAAAAGGCCUGGACUGGACCAUCUCCUCUGUCGCUGGGGAGAGCUACAGGGUGGAUAUUGACCUGACUGAAGCACUGGAGAGCUGGGCUGCAAAAAACAUCCACAUAGCGACUGACGACCUGAUAAAAGUCGAACCUGUGUGGAGAGACACCUCCUUCACCUUGAAAUACUAUUCUGAUGCCCUCUUUGACUUCCCGCAUUGGUUUGGCUUAAGCAAGAGAAAAUUUCAGCUGAGACUGACAUGAGCGAGUGGCAGAUGAAGAGGAAGGAAAAAGAGUGUAUUUGCUCAGUUUUCGAUGUCUGCCUCCUCAAGAAAACAUGAAAAAGGAGUUUCUUGAUCAACAGACGAACGGUUGUAACACCUGGAAUCAUCAACCUGCCAGUUGAAGGAUGACCUUAAGUCAGAUGAGCCUACCUCUCAGGACUGUAGGACCUACCUUAUAAUCGCUGUUGGGUUCAGAUAUGACUUCUGUUCAAUGGGUGGAAACAUUUAAAAGGAAAUUCUGAAUGACCUGAUGAUUGUUUAGGCAAAUUCUGUCUGAAAUGCUAUUUUUUUUGUUACUAAAUAUUCAUUUACUUCAUAUGAUUUACUACAGUUGUGUCAAAUCUGUGUUACAAAUCAUAUGUUUGAAGACUUUUGCACAUAAUGAAUCAGAAUUGAUUAUGAGAAGUUU